UGUAAAAGUCUAGUGUACAUACAAGUAGAUAUCAAUGGACUAGUAACAAUGGACUGUUCUUUGGGUUUGCUUUUUACCUUGGUGCUGUUAGGCUUCCAGCAAGGUUGGGCUAAGCCUGUAAUCAAGCCAGGUUUAUCCAGUUUAGUUGUAAUCAAAGGUGGCAAACUUGAACUUCAGUGUCAGGAUAACUCCAGUGUGCAGUGGUUUUUGGAAAGAUCUGGACGGACAAAGUUGAAAAGAAAUAUCAAGAUGGAGGGUGGUUCCAGUAAAGUUGUUAUUACUAAUGUAGAACCCAGAAGCAUGGGAAGAUACAUUUGCAUCAAUAAUAACUCUUCUCUUGAGAGCUCCAUCUACGUGUUUGUAAAAGAUCCUGAAAAUCUUUUUUAUCCUUCAAUUAUUACGGACCUUUCAGUAAAGGAAGGAGAGGAUCCAGUCAUUCGAUGUCUUGUGACGGACCCUGAAGUCACAGGCUUCAAACUGGAGAGGUGCGGGGAUGAUCCACUUCCCAAGGGUCUGAAAAGUAUUGUCAGUGUUGAGAAGGGCAUUACCAUAAAAAAUGUGCAGAAGAGUUUUGAGGGGUGCUAUGUUUGUUCUGCCAAAAGUAAUGGAGGGAAGAUAUGGAAGUCGAAAUCAUACAAAUUACAAGUUUAUCCAGCUCAAGUUCAGCCUCCAGAUGUUAGUCUUAAUGAAGUUAACGUUAUUCUAAAGGAAGGGGAGGUGUUUGAAGUUAAAUGCAAAGCCCAUAAUGUGGAUCACGAGAUGGAGAUGAAGUGGAAUUAUUCAAAACAUGCGGCUCCUACACAAAAUGAUAACUCUCAUUCCAAACUGAACUUCUUUGAAAUGGAAUCAACUCUGCAUAUUGACUCUGUAAAUACCACUGAUUCUGGGAAUUAUACUUGUGAAGCAAAAAAUCACUUGGGAUCUUCUUCAGCUACAAUGUUACUGACUGUUUUAGAGACAGGAUUCAUAAAUAUGUCCAUUCCUGGGGACAGAACUAUCAAAAUUAAAUCUGGAGAAAACCUUAUUCUGCCAGUAGAAUUUACAGCAUACCCACGGCCUGACAAACUGUACUGGAUGUACAUGAAUGUAACUUUACAGAACGACUCUGACCAUUUUAUCACUUCAGAAGAAAACGGCUACAGGUACAGCAGCAAACUGAACCUCGUGCGUUUGACAGGAACAGAAGGAGGGAAUUAUACUUUUCAUGUAUCUAAUUCAGAUACCUAUUCCAGUAAAACAUUUACAGUUCAUGUCAAAAGUAAGCCAGAGAUCAUUUCUCAAGACGGACCAAUUAAUGGCACAGUCCGGUGCAUCGCAGCUGGCUACCCAGUCCCUGAAGUGUCCUGGUACUAUUGUCUGGGGCCUCAUAAGCGCUGUUUUGGCCAACCCAAUGCUACUAAGGAGGAAGGCGUCAACAUCAACCUAUCAAGCCCAGCCUUCGGCAGAAGACAAAUUGAAAGCAGAAUGAAUGUUUCCAAGCUGCACACAAAUAUUACAUUGGAAUGCUUGGCUCAAAACGAUGCUGGCCAGGGUUAUUACAUAUUUAGAAUAGAAAUAGAAGAGAGGACAGUGGCCCAUGAACUCUUUACUCCUUUGCUAAUCGGGUUUGUAGCAACAGCAGCUGUGCUGUGUGGUGUUCUUGCAGUCCUCAUCUACAAGUAUAGUCAGAAACCAAAGUAUCAGAUUCAGUGGAAAGUCAUUGAAGGAAUGAAUGGAAAUAACUACGUUUAUAUUGAUCCAGCCCAACUGCCAUACAAUCAUAAAUGGGAAUUCCCCAGGGAUAAACUACGCUUUGGUAAAACACUUGGUUCUGGCGCUUUCGGAAAGGUUGUGGAGGCAACUGCUUAUGGGAUGUCAAACGCUGACAGUGUGAUGACCGUUGCUGUCAAAAUGCUGAAACCAAGUGCCCAUUCCACUGAGAGGGAGGCUCUGAUGUCAGAACUCAAGGUCCUGAGCUACCUUGGACAUCACAUGAACAUUGUCAACCUACUAGGAGCCUGCACUGUGGGAGGCCCAACACUGGUAAUCACUGAGUACUGUUGUUUUGGUGACCUUCUGAACUUCCUGAGGAAGAAGAGAGACUUGUUCUUUUGCUCCAGUUUUGUAGAAUCACAUUACAAGAACAUUUUAUCGGAAGCAAAAAGUGAUGACAGUAAAAGUGGCUACGUGACAAUGAGGCCUUCCAUACCAGGAGUCAGCCCAUUGAAGUCCACAUUAGAGAACAGGAGAUCAGUAAGGAAAGGCUCAUACAUUGAUAAAAACAAUGAAAUGUUACAAGAUGAUACAAUGGCCCUGGACACAGAAGAUCUUUUGAGUUUUUCUUAUCAAGUGGCUAAAGGGAUGAGCUUCCUUGCUUCCAAAAAUUGCAUUCACAGGGACCUGGCUGCAAGGAACAUUCUUAUUACACCAGGGCGAGUGGCUAAAAUUUGUGACUUUGGUCUGGCUAGAGAUAUUAGAAAUGAUUCCAACUACGUUGUCAAAGGCAAUGCACGGCUUCCUGUAAAGUGGAUGGCUCCAGAAAGCAUCUUUGAGUGUGUGUACACGUUUGAAAGUGAUGUCUGGUCUUAUGGCAUAUUACUGUGGGAAUUAUUCUCUUUAGGCAGCAGUCCGUAUCCUGGAAUACCAGUAGACUCCAAGUUCUACAAGAUGAUCAAGGAAGGCUACAGGAUGGUUGGACCUGAAUUUACACCCGACGAAAUGUGUGAUAUAAUGAAGACGUGCUGGAAUGCUAAUCCAUUGGAAAGACCCUCAUUUGGACAAAUCGUAGAGAAGAUUGAAUGGCAGCUAUCAGAAAGCACAAAGCAUAUCUAUUUAAACUUUUCGACCAAGUUUUCCAACAGAGAGGAACUGGGUGCCCACUCCUUGCGACUCAGUUCUGUUGGAAGCAGCACUGCGUCCACGCAGCCACUUAUCCUGGGUGAUGAUGUAUUUUCUGACGAAGAACAGAGACACGAGAGAGCUUGAUCAUACAAGCCCUUUUUGGUCAGUGCAUAAUAAACCUGCACAGAGAAACAAGUGCCUAAGAAAACUCUAAUUGGCAUGAACACCCCACCCCAUCCCCCUCCUUGAAACAUUGCAGAUCAAAAGGUGAACCGGUGGCAAUAUAGACAGAAAGUCGCAAUAAUGAGGAAACAUUUAUUAACAAAACAAUUGAGCUUUUUCAGUUCUGCAACAAAAACUUGGCAAAUGUGCAUAACUGGUAACAAAUUACAAACUACUUACUGUAUGUAAAGCAUUGUGGUCUUCAAAUGAAUUGAAUUUCAAGUGAAGUUAAGGUUAAAUUAAAAUAAAAUGAAAUGUUAUUGGGAUAAAUAUCACUAGAUAGAUAUUCAGUUUUUGUGCAUUUCAAUUUAAAAUGCAAAUAUGAAAUGUUUGUGAUUGUAUUUUAUUAUAUAUGACUUUAUUAUUUUGGUACAUUAUGUAAGUGCUGGAAGCAGGCAGUCCAGACCCAUUACUGUGGGGUUAGAGGUAAAAAAAAGAUACUUGCUUAAGUUAUGCACUGUGUUCUGUAUCAUGUUAAUGCAAAUUAAAAUGCAAACUGAAUUAUGGGAUAUACAUUUCAAUAUGUUUUGAUCUUUGCAAUUUCAAAGACUAAAACCAUUUUAACCAAAUGAUUCUAUUUCUUAAGCCUGAAGUCACGGUUUACUUUGUAUAGUACUGUAUGUAGCAGGCUUGAAAGAUUCCAUAUUGUAAUGCUCAAAAAAUGUAAGAUAAGAUGUCCAUGUAAAAAGAAACAUGUCAGUAUGUGGGAAUAAUGUUUUUGAUAUUCUGUAUUGUAUCUGAGGUUGGAAAAUACAAACUUUUUAUUGUUUGGUGGCAUCGGCAUGCGAAGUGGGGGAAAAAAAUGGAAGGGCAUUAUGUUUUGCGUUGUGUAUUUAUUCAUUUUAAUAUUAAUCUUGAUUGCGCUCAAAGAUGUAUUUUUUUAUGUUGCGAUUUUUUUAUAUAUUUUUUUGUGGAUGUGCAGUAAAUAGUAUUUAAUGAUUCAUAUGGUAUAUUUGUGUUGGAGACAUAUCAUUAAGUUAAACAUCAGCUAUAAGAUUAUGUGCACACAGCAGCAGUAAAUAAGGAUCAUAAUAUGGUGCAAAACUGGAUUUGCAUUAAAUUUCAAAGGUCCAGUUUGUCUUUGAGCAUCGUUGAUAGUGAUUGUGAUGUCAUCAACUGAUAUACUGUGGCCUGGUCAAGCUUGAAAUGAACGUUGGUCUGUUGUAACAAGGCCAAAUAUACUUUUUUCCAACUAUUUCCUCACAAGGUUUCACUUGGAUUGAGGAAGCUACGUUUUCAAUACAUGAUUCAUUACUGUACAAACAAAGGAACAGUUGUGUACGCUUCCCUUAUCUGAGUAAAUAAGGCAUUAUCUAGAUGAAUUUCACAAAACCAUUGAGUAGACUUUGGUAAAGCAGAUUUUAGAGUCAUAGAUAAACAAACAAAAAAUUGAAACUAACAAAAUAUUGAAAGCUUCACUUUAUUGCAAUUGAAAUGUACCUUUACACCGAGCCUACAUUAAUGACUGACAGAAAGAAAGCUGAUUCAGGUAAAUCUUGUAUGUGUAUCUUACCAUGUCAGCAAAGGACAACUUUUUAUACAUUCAAUAUUUGUGUUGUUUUAAAAAUGUGAAGUCUCCAGAAUGUUCUGUGGACCCUGUGCAUAACCGCAGAGACCUGUAAUCAAGUAUAGGUUAAACAAGGAAAAUCUUGUAGCAAUAAAACUGAAAUGAUAUGAGACAAAAAACACCCUGUGAAAGUUGGUAUGUGAUGGGUAAAACAAGCCACCAGUCAUUUAUUUUAUCUUCCCAUACCAAGAAUAUAAUUUACAAAUUAAAUAUAUAUGUAGUGUGUAGCUGAAAAAUGUAGUUUAGUUUUGUCUCAAGUAUUUCAUAACACUGGAGGGAAAAUGAAUUCACUGUGCACACAUACUGUACUUCACACUAUAACAGUGGAGUGUGUUUUUUUUAUGUAAAUAAAUGUUUUAAGCUUCUGGCAUUAACGCUUUUGACACUGUAAAUAUUCAAACAGUUAUUCUGCUGUCAUUCCUGUAUGUCUGGGUUAAUAUACCUUACUAUUUCACAAUGACCCAUUUAAUCAAGUAUGUUAAUUAUAAUGAUAUACUGUAUAUUGGAGUAAUGAUACAUUUGGCUCUUUCAGCUUUGAAGCUUUUGCAGCUAUUGACAUUAUAUUCUGCUAUCAAUGUGUGUACAUUGCAUUACUGAAAAUAAUGACUUGUUAAAUGGUCCUUUUUUGACUAUUUGCUGGCUGGCUUUUCAAGAUGUUAGACUCAAAGUCAUUUUUAUACAGUGAUGCAUGUGGACAGCUUUCAUUUGUUUCAAUGUAUUGGCUUUAGUUUAAGGAUUUAAAUAAACUAUUAAAGUUAA
This is a messenger RNA of Polyodon spathula (Mississippi paddlefish), 5368 nucleotides long. RefSeq names its product mast/stem cell growth factor receptor kita-like. The transcript is spliced from 21 exons. Gene Ontology annotation, biological process: multicellular organism development; Kit signaling pathway; positive regulation of receptor signaling pathway via JAK-STAT. The record is from RefSeq and is a predicted model, not a curated record. Gene Ontology annotation, cellular component: signaling receptor complex. The coding region runs from base 49 to 2964 and encodes 971 amino acids. Gene Ontology annotation, molecular function: ATP binding; transmembrane receptor protein tyrosine kinase activity; cytokine binding. NCBI's taxonomy places the organism in Eukaryota, Metazoa, Chordata, Actinopteri, Acipenseriformes, Polyodontidae.